Molecule: messenger RNA, 1070 nt
Organism: Nicotiana tabacum (common tobacco)
Lineage: Eukaryota; Viridiplantae; Streptophyta; Magnoliopsida; Solanales; Solanaceae
Product: VQ motif-containing protein 4-like
Source: RefSeq, a predicted model, not a curated record
UUAUUAAAGUUCACCUUAACUCUACUGGUUUUUUUCUCUCUCUAGAAAAAACAGACCCAUCAAUGGAAACAUUAGCAAAACCUCAAGAAUUUAGAAACCCAUGUCUUAUUUCAUCCCCAGAUAGCCAUAGCUCCAACAGUUCAAGCUGUAGCAAUAGCGGCAACUCCAAUGGUCUUCACCACCGCUACCCUACACCGCCCACCACCCCAACACCUGCUACUCCGCCAGCACUACCACCACAACUACCCAUCACCAGAUCCGAACCCAACAACCCGUACCCGACUACCUUCGUCCAAGCUGACGCUUCCUCUUUCAAACAGGUAGUUCAAAUGCUUACUGGGUCCUCUGAAACCGCCAAGGUUGCAGCUAAUCCGGGUCGUGCUGAGCCCGUUAGACAUCCGAUCCCGCCCAUUAAAACUGGGCCCAGAAAGGAGAAAUCCAGCUCGAAGUUGUAUGAGAGAAGGAACAGCAUGAAGAACUUCAAAAUCAGCCCAUUGGGCCCUGGGGUUGUGAAUAAAUCCGUUUUCUCUGCUGGGUUUUCGGGUUCCCCGAGAACUGCGACUCCGGAGAUUUUGUCGCCGAGCAUUCUUGAUUUUCCUUCGCUGGUGCUUAGCCCGGUUACUCCUCUCAUACACGACCCGUUUAACCGGUCACCGCACAGUGGUGGUGUAAGUAUGAGUAGUGAGAAUUUGGAUUUGGAGGCAGAAGAGAAAGCAAUUGCAAAAAAAGGAUUCUUUUUGCAUCCAUCGCCGGCGACUACUCCGAGGGAAUCGGAGCCCCGACUUUUGCCUUUGUUUCCGGUGACUUCCCCUAGAGUCUCAGGUUCCUCCAGUUCUGAUUCUUAAAUGUGCUUUCUUUUUUGUUUUUUCCCCCUCUUUUAAUUUUUGAGCUUCAUCUUAUGUAUGAUUUUCAUAUAAAACCAACAUAGAAUAUGAUCUGGAAUCAAGGUGGAAGCCAGAUGUUGUCAUAUAUUUGUAUUGGACAAUUUGGAGAAAUGAGGAAAAAAAUAUAUGAAACGGGCAGCAACCUUUUGCUUCUACACUGUAUAAAUGUGAUCCUUUUUUUUUUGA